Molecule: messenger RNA, 2971 nt
Organism: Scophthalmus maximus (turbot)
Lineage: Eukaryota; Metazoa; Chordata; Actinopteri; Pleuronectiformes; Scophthalmidae
Product: extracellular calcium-sensing receptor-like
Exons: 11
Coding region: 92-2599 (835 amino acids)
Biological process (GO): G protein-coupled receptor signaling pathway
Cellular component (GO): membrane
Molecular function (GO): G protein-coupled receptor activity
Source: RefSeq, a predicted model, not a curated record
GGUCCGGGCGGCGUUGUGCACCAGGUGGGGUGCACCGAGCAACAAGACUCUCUCCCAGCACGGCGACGUGAUUAUUGGCGGACUCAUUAAUAUGAAUUACAUCCCUUCGGCUGUAAAGCAGGACUUCGUCAAGCUGCCACAUUAUGAACCUUGCACUGGGCUGGAACUGCAGUCGUUAAAGUACAUGUAUGCAAUGGCGUUUGCGGUGGAAGAAAUCAAUCGCCACAGCACCCUGCUGCCGGGAGUGAAGCUGGGAUACCGUAUAGUUGACAGCUGCGGCCGAUAUCCCUGGGCUCUGCAAGCGGCACUGUCGCUAGUCGGAGGAGACACAGGCGGCUGCAGCUCAACAGCCUCUACACCUGCAUCCCACGAGCAACCUGGAGAAGCAGGUGGGCAGCCCGUUCCUCUGCUGAUCGGUGCUUCCGCGUCGACGACAGCCAAAUUACUGUCCAGGAUCCUGGGGCCUCUCUCUGUACCCAUUAUCAGCUACCUGGCUAGCUGCCCAUGUCUUAGUGACAGACUCAAGUUUCCUAACUUCUUCAGAACAAUCCCCAGCGAUGUUUACCAAGCCCGGGCCAUCGCUCGGCUGGCCAUACGCUUCCACUGGGCUUGGGUUGGAGCUGUACUCGUGAACAAUGACUAUGGCCAUUUGGCAAUACAGGUGUUUCAGGACGAGAUUCAGGGGAAAGGGGUUUGUCUGGAUUUCAUAGAAACUGUCCACAGAGAAACUAUUGUGAGAGAUGCCAGACGUGCAGCACUCGCAAUUCAGGCUUCCACUGCGAAGGUUAUUCUGAUCUUCUGCUGGUACACGGAUGUGAAGGAACUAUUCCUGGAACUAAACAAAAUGAAUGUGACCGACAGACAGUUUGUGGCCAGUGAGGCCUGGAGCACCAGUGAUGAUAUCCUACAAGAUCCUGCCACCUCGAAGGUGGCAAGCGGGGUUCUCGGCGUGGCCAUCCGAAGUUCAACGAUACCCGGAUUUGAAAAAUACCUCAGAAACUUGCACCCAGUUCGUCGACCUGAUGAUGGAUUCUUAGGAGAGUUCUGGGAAAAGGAGUUUGGAUGCAGCACAGGCAACAGAGCCUCCUUUUCAUAUCCCUCUUCACCACUUAAAGCCCAGACUGACCAUCCAUCAAAUUUUCCCACCCCGUCUCUCGCCAAGGAGUCCGUUCAGAAAGCUUCUCUACCCCCCUGCAGCGGCACAGAGUCCCUGGAGGCCGUGCAGCAUCCCUUCACUGACACCUCUCAGCUACGGGGAGCAUACAAUGUCUACCUUGCUGUUUAUGCUGCAGCCCACGCCCUCCACAGCCUGCUCUCCUGCAACAUCUCAUCUUGCUCCUCUCCGAAACACAUCGAGCCAAUAGAGCUGUUGCAGCACAUGAACGGUGUGAACUUCACCACGCCACAAGGGGAAGAGUUUUAUUUCCAAGGAGCUGACAUUCCUGCAAAGUAUGACCUUGUCAACUGGCAGAGCACUCCCGAGGGGCCGCUAAAGCUCGUUGUGAUUGGCCAUGUGGACGGGUUUGAUCUCCACCUCAACGAAUCAGCUAUUCAGUGGAGCACAGAAUCCAAUCAGGUGCCUGUUUCAGUGUGCAGUGAGAGCUGCUCACCAGGAUCCCGACUGGCCCACAGGAAAGGGCAACCUGUGUGCUGCUUUGACUGUAUCCCGUGUGCUGACGGGGAGAUUAGCAAUAUCACUGGUUCCCCUGACUGUGAGCCCUGUCCGUCUGACCACUGGUCCAAUGCUAAACGAACCGCCUGCAUCCCUCGCCAGUUGGACUUCCUGUCCUUUGAUGAAACCUUGGGCAUUACCCUGACAACAGCAGCAGUGUCUGGUGCCACGGUGACAACGGCUGUGUUAAUGGUUUUUGCUUACUACCAUCAAACACCUGUGGUGCGAGCCAACAACUCUGAACUCAGCUUUCUGCUUCUGCUGUCGCUGAAGCUCUGCUUCCUGUGCUCACUGGUGUUCAUCGGCCGUCCGUCAGUCUGGUCGUGUCGGUUCCAGCAGGCAGCUUUUGGGAUCAGCUUUGUGCUGUGUGUUUCCUGCCUCCUGGUAAAAACCAUAGUGGUUCUGGCUGUUUUUCGCUCAGCUCGGCCUGGUGCUGAAUCCUUGAUGAAGUGGUUCGGUCCAGGCCAACAGAGAGGCAGUGUCGGCCUCUUCACCAGUGUACAGGUUAUCAUCUGUGCCAUAUGGCUGUCCCUCAGCCCGCCUAUGCCUCAUCAUGAUAUCGGUUUCCAAGGGUCAGUGGUCACCCUGAAGUGUGCCAUGGCCUCUGUGGUGGGCUUCUCUCUGGUUCUGGGCUACCUUGGCCUGCUGGCCUGCACCUGCCUCCUCUUGGCCUUUCAUGCUCGGAAACUCCCUGACAACUUCAACGAGGCCAAACUGAUCACCUUCAGCAUGCUGAUCUUCUGUGUUGUCUGGGUGGCGUUUGUCCCUGCCUACAUUAGCUCCCCUGGGAAGUAUGUUGUUGCUGUGGAGAUUUUUGCAAUUCUUGCCUCCAGCUAUGGUUUACUGCUCUGCAUUUUUGCCCCUAAAUGUUUUAUUAUUCUAUUGAGGCCUGAGAAAAACACAAAGAAACACCUGAUGGCUAGAUAGGUUCUGUUGCACAAGCCACGCACCGUGCAUAUCUUUUUUAUGUUUUUGUCUCGUCAAUUUGUUUCAUGUAGAUAAAUCCAAUUGUAAAGGUGCUUCUCAGAGUUGCAGCUUUUAUUUGCAGCUUAAUAUCUAAGAACAAGUCUGCUGUUCUUAGACAUCAUGGAUUAUUCUAUAAAAACUUACGCUUUAUUAAUUUGACUAUUCUCCAUUCCAAUGUUUUGAUAAAAUACUUUACCUCAAAUGAAUGAAACUCUAAACAACUUUCUUAGAAAUCAGAAUUAGUUAUUUAUUUGAGAUUGUGUGUAACACUAUGCCGUCCUUUUCACUAUAUGCAUGCAUUAACUCUUUGUAAAUAAUAAAGAUUUAACACUA